Molecule: messenger RNA, 5041 nt
Organism: Ahaetulla prasina
Lineage: Eukaryota; Metazoa; Chordata; Lepidosauria; Squamata; Colubridae
Gene: C1QL3
Product: complement C1q like 3
Exons: 2
Coding region: 561-1328 (255 amino acids)
Molecular function (GO): protein binding
Source: RefSeq, a predicted model, not a curated record
GGUGUCGCUGCAGAAGAGUAAGAAUGAAUGAAUGAAAGAAAGAAAGAAAGAAAGAAAAAAAGAAAGGGAAAAAAAAGAAAUAAAAGAAGGGAGGGAAGAAAAGGGGAGGGGAGCGACCCGCGAGAAGACAGCAAAAGAGGCGAUCGGGAGGAGCAGAAGGGAAGUUGAUUCGAGCUGGCAUAGACGGGAAAAAAAAAAAGUCGAUCGCCAGCCGCAACAUAAAAGUGUGAGCGACUCCACUCAGCCUAACAGCAGCGGCAGCCACAGGUGCCCCAGACGGGAAGCCAAGCCGUCCACGACAACAGCGCGGAGCAAGGCUCCCGGAGCUGCGGGAUCUGGCGAAGGAGAUCUGCCCGCGUGCCCCUCCCGGUCGACGGGAGGAAGAGGGCGACAAGGCCCCACGGACGCGGGGAGGCUACCCCGCGGUGAUUUCGGCUGGAAGAGGUUCCCGACCCACCAUCAAGAUUUUGUCCAAAAGCAGGCAAGAGGAUCGCCCUGCGCUGAGCCGCCUGGUGGGCAGCAGGCGCCGGCUGAUCGCAGCCGGUGCGCUAGGGGUGGUCAUGGUGCUGCUGCUGGUCAUCCUCAUCCCGGUGUUGGUGAGUUCGGCGGGAACAUCGGCGCACUACGAAAUGCUGGGCACCUGCCGGAUGGUCUGCGACCCCUACGGCGGAACCAAGGCGCCGAGCACGGCGGCCACGCCCGAUCGCGGCCUCAUGCAGUCGCUGCCCACCUUCAUUCAAGGCCCCAAAGGUGAGGCCGGCCGGCCGGGUAAAGCCGGGCCUCGGGGCCCCCCGGGGGAACCAGGUCCGCCGGGGCCAGUGGGCCCGCCGGGAGAGAAAGGUGAACCUGGGCGCCAGGGUCUACCUGGCCCGCCGGGAGCGCCGGGCUUGAACGCGGCCGGGGCGAUCAGCGCCGCCACUUACAGCACGGUGCCCAAGAUCGCCUUCUAUGCGGGCCUGAAGCGCCAACACGAGGGUUACGAGGUCCUGAAGUUCGACGACGUUGUCACCAACCUGGGGAACCAUUACGAUCCGACGACCGGCAAGUUUACCUGCUCCAUCCCGGGCAUCUACUUCUUCACCUACCACGUGCUCAUGCGGGGCGGCGACGGCACCAGCAUGUGGGCUGACCUCUGCAAGAAUAACCAGGUUCGAGCUAGUGCCAUUGCACAAGAUGCAGAUCAAAACUAUGAUUAUGCCAGCAACAGUGUGGUCCUACAUUUGGAACCAGGAGAUGAAGUCUAUAUAAAAUUAGAUGGUGGAAAAGCACAUGGAGGAAACAACAACAAAUACAGCACAUUUUCUGGAUUUAUAAUUUAUGCUGACUGAUAUUAAACACAAACUAAAUGACCUUCUAAUGAUCGAUUCUCUUGGCAAAAAUAAAAGGAUGAAGAAAGCCCAAGGGAUAUUGGUCAUAGACUCUUCAGGAGUGAAGCCAAAUGCUACCUAACCCAUAUCUGUACAACCCAGAGAAAGAUGUUUAAAAAAAUAGAACAAGUAUAAGAGGUGUGUGAUCUACUAUCACCAAAGCAAAAUAGUCCUUGUUGUUAAUGUUCAUGUGAAUGAAGUUCUAUAUAAAUCACAAUUUUUUAUAGAGAGAAAGAAAAAAAAAGCACCAAAUUACUUCUUCAGCAUAUGUGAUAUCCUUGGUGUGCUAUGAUUUCAUGCUGCUUUUCUUCAUCCAUCAGCUUUGGUGCUUAUGACUUAUCUGCUUACUAUGAGCCAAUUCUGAGUAUAUGGUGAAGAAUGUUUUUUCAAUAAAAGGAAGAUGUAAGAGAAAUUCUGCUGUUCCCUCCAAGGGAUAUAUUUGCCUAAUAUUUCUGUUCCUUGGCUAUCUAGAAAUAGGAAGCAGGGCUCCUUCAAAGCUUAGCUCUAUUGUUGUUGUUCUUAGAUGAAAACACAACUACAGCACAAUUGUCUCAUUUUCUGUUAUUGCUUCAAUAUUAUGCAAUUGUUAAUAUUAUGUAAUUCCUUACAGGCAUACCCCACCUCUAGAACCAGGAGGAUUGUCCCAUUUAGUUUAAUAGAGUAAGAACAGUCCACAAAUAUAUGAAGUCAAUGGGCAGAUUUAUGUAUGCAAAGCAAGAGUCAGAAACAAUAAUAAAACAAUUGCAUUCCAUGAAAACAAAAUAUGAAAUUAAAAAAACAACGACCCUAUAUUCUGGGACUAGGAGUGUUGGCGGUAUUAUUUCUAAUAUUUAUUAAGAAUACAAUUUGAUUAUUCUUCUUAAGAAAUUAAAAGGGAUAGAAUUUAUGAUGUAGCUACUCAGGAGCAAAAGUUUGGUAUGGGUUAAAUGUUGAAUCAUUAUGUUGGGCAUCGUCAUAGUUAGAACAGUGUAGGAAAAGAUUUCAGUUUUCAGUUGCAUCUUGUCAAUUACUAAAGAAUUUAGUAGCUUUUUUCAACACUUUUAAGUUUGCUCUUUCCUACAAAUCUCAUUCUGCGUGCCAUUUACAAUUCAAUUUACAAUUACAGCCGUAUGCAAACUUCAGUAGGGGAGCAUUGACAUAAUAUAGCUAGUUAUGGAUAGAACUGAUUAGGUGGGCUUUUAAAAUCUAAUUUGCACAGGGUUAAUUCUGCCCAGUUUAGCACUUCAGGAAGCAUCCCACCUACAGUUAACUGUAUAAACCAGGGAUGGGGGAUGGGUAGCUUGCAGCACAAUCCUAUGCAAAUCUGCUCAGAAGUAAACUGCUUUAAUGAUAGUCUAUAAGUGGUGUUUUGUUGUUAUGUUAUAUCAAAAGAAAUUCCACAUAAACUCCAUGAUGCUAUCAAGUAUCUUUGGGACUGUGACCUGAAGAUUUGUCAAGUAUUAUAACAGUUUAUAAUAUAAUAAUAUUGCUCACAAUCUGAGUUAAUACUAUAUAAUAGUUAUACACUACAUUCAUAAAGUAAAGUCAUCUAAAAAUGAAUAAUCUCCAGAAAAUAAUCCAGUAUGUUUCUAAUUAUUCUCGUUUAAGUUAAAUGUCAAGAUUUUAUAUAUUAAAAACUUAUUGUCUACAAUUAGGCUCCAAACUCAGUAAUGAGACUUCUAGACUUAAUUUGUUUACCGACUUAACACAAAUUAACCUGUGAUUCAAAUAGGAUUUACUUCUGAGUAUUUAUGUACAGGAGUGCAUAUUUUAAGAUCCCAAACUUGUGAAUGUGAUGUUUCAUUAUCAGUCCAAUGCAAAGAGGUAUUCAGAGAAUAUGAAAUAGGAUUGUGUAAAAUAUGUAUAUUUUCAAAUAUGGUACAUUUAAGCCUAUUUUUGUGGAAUGAAGAGACUCAAUGAACUAUUUCAGUUAUAUUCCAUAAACAAUUUUCCAUCUAUUUAAUGAUUUUAUAUAUAAUAUUCUUUGAAAUAACUGAAAAAGUUAAAAUGUAUAUUCCGAAAUUGAGUCCUCCAUUCAUGCAGUUUUCUUAAGCAAGAGCAUGGCAGUCAUGCCUUCUUCUCAGAUACUUGAAAAGAAAUGAAAAGAAGGACUAGGAAUGACAUGAUAGCAGUGUCUCAAUAUUUGAGAGGCUGCCACAAGGAUGAGGGGGUCAAUUUAUUCUCCAAAUCACCUGAUGGCAGGACAAGAAGCAAUAGAUGGAAACUAAUAAAGCAGAAAAGCAACCUACUAAGAACUAAGGAGAAAUUUCCCGACAUUUAGAACAAUUAAUCACUGGAACAAAUUUCCUUCAGAAACCAUUUCUGCUCCAACACUGUAGAUUUUUAAGAAGAGAUUAGACAAACAUUUAUCUGAAAUAGUAUAGGGGUUCCUGCUUGAGCAGGUUGUUGGACUAGAAGACCUCAGAGGUCCCUUCCAACUCUUCUGUUAUUCUGUUUUCAGCAGCCCUGGAAUUCCUUAGUAAUCUCCUAUUGAAGUGCUAAAUAAUUCUUCCUAGUUUUGAAAUCCAGACAAAAACCUGCUCAGGUGCUGCUAUGAAUAAAUAAAUAGGCACUAUAAAUCUGCUUAUGAAGAUACUUUAAAUCAAUCUUUAUUCCUGGUAACUACACAGACAAGUCAUUGCAGCAUGUUUUGGAAGUGGCUUUUCAUUUCCUUCUCACUAGGACUGAGAGGGGGCCUGGCCCAAGGACACCCAAUUGGUUUUGUAUCUAAGACAAGACAAGAACUCAUGGUCUCCUGGUUUCUAGGCUGGCACCUUUAUUUGCUAUAUCAAACUGGGUCUCUAGCACCUUAAAAGUAGAUUCCUGAUAUGCUUGUUAUAUCUAUUCAAUGCACUUUCAAGAAAGUUUUUUUGUUGUUGCAAAAAUCAAUUAAAAAUCUGUCCUAUUGAUAUAUGUAGGAUCACCACAUCGAGAACAUUUCCAGUGAAAUGGCAUUUAUUUAUGUACAAUCCAAUAGAUUCCAUAUGUAUUUUCAGAAGUUAGUUUGAAUUGACUCUUCUUUUUGUUCUUAACCAUACAUUUAAACUGCAAACAUAUUUGUUUGUACAACCCGUAUCUUAACUUAAUUGCCUUACACAAUGUAAGCCGCCCUGAGUCUUCGGAGAAGGGCGGGAUAUAAAUUCAAAUUAAAAAAAAACCCUUCAGUUUGAAUAUUAGAUUUUGAUUUCCAAAACAAUGUCCGUUCCUUUUUCCUCCCUCCCUCCCUCCCUCCCUGAUCCUUGUGAUUGCCUGGCAAAUUCCUAUUUACUAGGCAAAAAUCCACCUUAAAAGGACCAAAUGAAUUCUAUCAUUAUCCAGUCUGGAUUGUAUGAAAAGAAUUUCAUAACAUAUCAAUAGAUCUUAAAAUAUUCCUUUGAUAAUCCUACUGAAAUUUUCUUGAUAAUGCCACCAGUUUGUAAAUUGAUGGAGACAUUAUUUACUUUUCAGUUUGCCACAGCAUAUCUAGAACUCUUUUAAAAAAAAAAACCAUGAAAAUAAUCCUGACAAAUUUACUGACAACAAAACAGGGAGUCAUAUUUAAGAGAAGUUGGUAGAUCUAUGCAGAGGGGCUAGUUUUCAGGAAAGCAAAAGUUUCAACUGCACCUUGAAAUGCAAUGCUGUGUGUUGCAUUUUGGAAAUGAAAAGGCCCAAUUCACAUGUGAAAUUUUUGGCUCAAAUGAACCUAUAAGUAGACA